AGCUCCGGACAAAACCUACAGUACUUCAUUUAUGCAUUCUUUUGAAAAAUCAUCACACGUUAUACUAUAUCCCCAUUUACCACCAUACCAGGUUAUUUUAUCCACUUGCUAUCCAUAUAUAUCACGUAUGCACAUCCAUUCACGCGCGCAAAGAACGUUGGUUAUUCAAAACUGUCAUGGUGGAUUUGUGCCAAUUUUGAAAGACCCGAAAAGGAUUUGUAAGAUACUAUUGAAAGAAUCCCCGAUCAACCUGGAAGCUUUUUAAGAAAGACAAGCACUAAGCCUGUUGAAAAUGCCGAAAAGCGUCAAAUACAAUGUUGGUGAUAAAAUUUGGGCGAAAAUGAAGGGUUACCCACAUUGGCCGGCCAGAAUUGACAUGGUUGAAGAUGGAACUAAGAUCCCCAACAAUAAACUACCAAUCUUCUUUUAUGGUACACAUGAAACUGCAUUUAUGCAAGCAAAAGAUCUGUGCCCUUAUGAAGAAAACAAACCUAAGUAUUAUCUUCCAAAGAAGAUUAAAGGAUUUCAAGAAGGACUGGAUGAAAUAGAAAAGAUGCCAUUGAUUAAAUUUGGCCCAGGAAAUAAGGAAAAAUCAAACAAAAAAGAUGAUAGUAAAAAUGUUAAGAAGGAGAGCAAAGCAGAGGUUAAAAAGGAAAUAAAAGAGGAGAGCAGCCCAAACAAAAAGCCUCAGAAAGAAAAGACAACGAUAAAAGAAAGCAAUGAAGAUAGUGGAACAGAAACACCUCCAACUAAGAAACAAAAAGUGUCAAAGAAAGAAGAUGCAAAAGAAGCGGAGUCUCCCAGGAAACGUAGUCGGACAAAGCAAAAUGAGGAGAAUGAAACCGAGACAAAUAAAAAAGAGAGUGAAGACGACAUCAUGACAAAAGAAGAAUUUCAAAGGAAACGAACGGAACGGAUUGAAAGAAAGAAAGAAAUGUUGAAAGAAAAGAAAAGGCAAGAAAAAUUACUGCAGAAGAAGGCAGAGAAGCUCGCAGCGGAGCAGUUGACCGCAGAGCGAGAAAAAGAAUUGCUAAAUAAAUUACCAACAAAUGAACAAAUCCUUGAAAGAUUUUUAUACGACUUAAAGGUCUCGCUUAGAGUCGAGUCUCCAGAUGUUGCAAGGUGUAUUAGAAUAAUCGGACAAAUUCAAAAUCUGGAUCUCACUCCAGAGAUGAUCAAAAACGCACCAGACUUAGUUUUAACCUUAAAAAGAAUUAGAAAGUACACGGGCAGUGAAGAUGUUGUGGAACGGGCAGGUCAACUGUAUCGCAAGUUAAAAUCCUAUUUCCUCGUCUCUUCUUCAGCAAAUGGAUCAUCGCCGGCCUCAGACAGCCCUGGAUUUCCAGGCUGAACUAUCUCUUAAGAACUCUCUUUCCUUCCCAUAUUCUAUCCGCUCGCCGUUUUCAACGUUUUUAAUUUUAUAAAUUAUGACAAGAUAUAGUCAGUUUUAAAGUUUGUACACUGUAACUUAUUGUAAGAACACGUGUAUAUCUUUAUAUCAGUUCAGGGACUUAUGACGUGUGUUGUAAUAUAUUUUGAGCGGUGAACAUUUAUAGAAAGCGCGUGUAAGGUAAAGAAGUCCAUUUCAGUUGGUUGGUGCCUGACGUUGUAUGGCCCUGGUACCCGAGGCACACGCAUGAACAAUCUUUUACGGAACACUGGUCAGUCGAGAUGAAAGAAUUAUUCUGUUUAAUCACAGAAAUAGUGAUAAUCGCAUAUGGUUGAGCAAAGAUUUCACCGACGACAGAUUCUAUUAUUAUUGUAACAUAUUAAAAUCUAUUUAUUUAAACAUUAUUGUAAUCGGGCUUUUGUAUAUGCAGGAAUAAAUAUAUA
Molecule: messenger RNA, 1833 nt
Organism: Dendronephthya gigantea
Lineage: Eukaryota; Metazoa; Cnidaria; Anthozoa; Malacalcyonacea; Nephtheidae
Product: PC4 and SFRS1-interacting protein-like
Exons: 12
Coding region: 293-1351 (352 amino acids)
Biological process (GO): regulation of transcription by RNA polymerase II
Cellular component (GO): nucleus
Molecular function (GO): double-stranded DNA binding; transcription coregulator activity
Source: RefSeq, a predicted model, not a curated record